AUGGCCGCCUAUUACAGCCCAUACAACAACGGUGUAUGUACCACACAACCGUAUCCCCAGCCUCCGCCGCCUCCUGUCAUAGUCUGCCAACCCCAACCCGACCACUGUCACCAUCACCAUCACGAGCCAAAUUGCUGUGAGAGCUGCUUAGCAUGCUGCCUAUGCUGUGCAUGCUUCUCAUGGCUGUGCUCUUGCUGUUGCGAUGAUCACUAG
Molecule: messenger RNA, 213 nt
Organism: Caenorhabditis briggsae
Lineage: Eukaryota; Metazoa; Nematoda; Chromadorea; Rhabditida; Rhabditidae
Exons: 2
Coding region: 1-213 (70 amino acids)
Source: RefSeq, a predicted model, not a curated record